AUGAAUGGAGUAGGUAUAUUAGUGGACGAAGAGCUUAGGGGGCAGGUAAUGCAAGUUAACAGGGUUAGUGAUAGGGUGAUUACUAUUAAGUUGGUCAUUGGGGGAUUUUCGUUGUGCAUCUGUAGUGCUUACGCGCCACAGGUGGGCCUAGACGAGGAGGAGAAGAAGAGAUUUUGGGAGGUUUUAGACGACGUGGUUCGAGGCAUGACUAUCUCGGAGAAGAUUUUCAUAGGAAGGGACUUUAAUGGGCACAUCGGGUCAGUGCCGUUAGUGUAUGAGGAUGUGCAUGGAGGCUAUGGUUUUGGGGUUAGGAAUGAUGAGGAAGCUGAUCUUUUGGAUUUUGCGAGGAUUGCAGUGGUUAAUGCAGUUCCAAAAGAGGUUAACUCUAUUAUUCCUAAUGGGGUUUCCCCCAAACUUAUCAUGGGAUGA
Capsicum annuum is the source of this 429-nucleotide messenger RNA. RefSeq lists its product as uncharacterized. Lineage: Eukaryota; Viridiplantae; Streptophyta; Magnoliopsida; Solanales; Solanaceae. The record is from RefSeq and is a predicted model, not a curated record. Gene Ontology annotation, biological process: chromatin remodeling. Gene Ontology annotation, cellular component: nucleus. The transcript is spliced from 2 exons. The coding region runs from base 1 to 429 and encodes 142 amino acids.